This is a messenger RNA of Lentinula edodes (shiitake mushroom), 1682 nucleotides long. RefSeq names its product sugar transporter. Gene Ontology annotation, molecular function: transmembrane transporter activity. The record is from RefSeq and is a predicted model, not a curated record. The transcript is spliced from 10 exons. Gene Ontology annotation, cellular component: membrane. Gene Ontology annotation, biological process: transmembrane transport. Lineage: Eukaryota; Fungi; Basidiomycota; Agaricomycetes; Agaricales; Omphalotaceae. The coding region runs from base 36 to 1601 and encodes 521 amino acids.
GGGAGGAAAGCAAUUAUGUAUGUAAAUACUAUAGCAUGGGAAAGCCUUCAACCUUUUGCACUUCUAAAUUCCACUGCAGAUAUUCUAGACCUUCCACUCAUAUGUAUCAUGCUUCAUCUGCUAUUGAGACUCGAACAACUGGCGAAAUCAGCCCUCUCUUACCCCACCACUCCGCCGAAGAAGCCUUUGUACUUCAAGAUUCAGAUGAUACUAGAGCAUCUUUCGGCAAUGCGGAGCUCAGGGAAAAGCUGGAACGUAAUUUACUGCGAAAACUGGACACUAAACUGUCGAUUCUCAUACUGAUUUAUGUGCUGAAUUACAUUGACAGAAAUAAUGUGGCCGCUGCCCGUCUGCGCGGUUUCGAGGAAGACCUCCAUCUAAAUGGGUCGCAGUUUGCUACCGUUUUGUCCAUCUUAUAUAUAGGCUAUAUCAUUCUCCAAAUCCCUAGCAAUAUGGCCUUGAACUACAUUGGUAGACCUUCACUGUAUCUACCCGGAUGCAUGGCUGUAUGGGGAAUAAUGUCAUGCCUUACUGGUGCUGCUACCACUUACUUCGGUGUACUUUGUACGCGGUUCUUUCUUGGAUUCGUAGAGGCUGCGUUCUUCCCAGGAGCGUUAUUCCUUAUUUCAAAGUGGUACAAACGCAAUGAACUGUCUCAAAGAACUGCUUAUCUUUCUUCGGGUAGCUUGAUUGCCAGCGCAACUGGGUCACUGAUCGCUUCAGGAAUUCUUGGUCUUAUGGACAAUAACCUCGGCGUCGCAACUUGGAGAUGGUUGUUCUUCAUAGAAGGGGGUCUUACGGUCUUCGUCGCGCUAUGUGCGGCCUUUAUUCUUCCCGAUUUUCCGGAAACAUCCUCUGGAUGGCUCAGUCCUGCUGAACGAACACUUGCGAUGCAGCGGAUGCAAGAAGAGAAUCAUUAUUCAUCCACAUCUGGUGAUCACAAUCAACUGAAAACCCAGCUGGAUGGAUUGCGAUCCGCUGUAAGCGACCCUAAGGUGUGGUGGCUCGCAGCCACUUUAGCCAGUUUGACCUUCUCCUUAUCAUGGAAUGCAUAUUUUCCAAGUAUAAUGGCUACCAUCGGAUACAGUCCCACCGUCACCCUUCUGCUUUGCGCCCCUCCGUGGUUCGUAGCCACUGCAAUCGCCAUCACUGUUUCCCGCCAUUCAGAUUACGCUGGAGAAAGAUGCUGGCACAUCACAUUUUCUAUGGUAAUUGGAAUCAUAGGCUUCACUCUAGCUCGUUCCACGAUGAAUGCAACUAUUCGUUACAUAUCUCUGUUUUUUAUAGCACAAUCGUACACGGGCCAUAUCUGCUUUCUGGCAUGGGCUAGUGGUACUGUCUCCCAGACUCCAGCCAAACGAGCAGUCGCUUUGGCCUUGAUGAAUAGUGUUUCAUCAGUGGGCAAUGUGUUUGGAUCUUACAUAUGGCCAACCAAAUGGGGUCCUGAAUAUAACCAUUCAUUUCUUAUUUGCACGUUCGCGAAUGCGCUGAGCAUAGCGAUGUGUUGGGUGUUCCGGAAACAUUUGGCGAACUUGAACAAAGCAGCCGCAAAGAAAGAAGCUCUUGAUAACGGGGUAGAGGGCUAUAGAUAUAUCCUCUAAUCAUCAUUAUACGUACCUACUUAGAUAGUUUCUCUGGACUGUUAAUAGAACGUCCGGGUAAAGCUCGGGACUUCGUCGGAC